AUGAAGGAUUUUGCUGAGGGUUGCGUGCUUGUCACUUGCAAAGCUGGAAAAGCUUCUUUUAUAACAGCAUUCACCCCAGAUGACCUUGACUUGCAGAUUUUCAAUCAAGAUUUUUACUCAUGUGCGUUUCCGAAGAAUCUCUCAAAGGGUACACAGUCAUCUGUGUUUGCAUUCACAGUUGGCUCAAUGACAGCCUAUACAUGGAGCUUCCAAUAUGGCUCAAAUGUCGAUUCAAUCAUUAUUCUUUCUUCAUUACCAUAUCCACAUUUAUUCCUUAACUUACUCAGCGAGGUCUCUCAGAACUGCCCUGCAAAUGACACAAACUUUGAUGAGGACACAAGGUUUAAUUUGGUUGUGUCGUUUAUAAAUUCUUGGAAAUUACAAGCAGAAGGAAAAGUUCUCUAUUCAUCUAUUGAAGCAAGCGGAUACUUUGGUCUCUCAAACUUUGGCUAUUCUUCAAUAGAUCCUUAUCAUUAUUUUGGCAAAGACACAGAUUACACCAAAAUAUGGAAAUCACUAUUGCUUAACCAAGGAGUUGCAGUUAUCGGAGAUGAUAAGUCUUCCAUUUGCCAAGGAGUCUUUUCUUUGCUUGGAUUAUUCGAACCAUUCAAAUUCAAUGGAGAAUAUCUUAUUACAAAUAAUCCAAAAGAUAGUAGACUCUUUGACACAUCAAAGAAAUACUCUAUUGUAGGCAUUUUGACCAAUAAUUUUAAUGCUUCGAAAUAUAAAAGGAAGUUUGGAAUUUGCCUUCAAAUAGAUACCAAGACCGGACAAGAACUUGAUACCGUCAUCAUUCAUAAAAAGCAGAAACUCCUUUAUGACCUCAUGGAGACUAUUUCAAAUAGGAAUCUUGAAACAGAUCCAUAUCAUGAACUUCUUAGCAGAAGACUUGUUACUGAUGAUAUUGAUACAGUAAUGUGCCCUCAAAUGAAGAAGAAAACACUGACUUUCAGUGAAUUAAGAAUUUUUGAAACAACAAGAUUAGUUUCUGAAUGGAUGAAUGGUCGUACAUAUAGACCGGAGCUCAGAGAAUCAUUCCUUUCCAACACUCCUUCAGAAAUUGUCGAGAAAAUUGAAACAAAAGAUUUACCUUUGGCUCUUUCAGCUGUUAACUCGAUCAAAGCCAUGUUUCCGAAUGAUUCUCACUUCCAGAGCGUAAUGAGAAAACAUAGAAGACUAAUUGAAGAUCGUCUGGGUCAAAUCAAUCGUAGAUCUUCAGACAGCGAAUUGUAA
This is a messenger RNA of Trichomonas vaginalis G3, 1233 nucleotides long. RefSeq lists its product as uncharacterized. The record is from RefSeq and is a predicted model, not a curated record. NCBI's taxonomy places the organism in Eukaryota, Parabasalia, Trichomonadida, Trichomonadidae. Gene Ontology annotation, cellular component: recycling endosome. The coding region runs from base 1 to 1233 and encodes 410 amino acids. Gene Ontology annotation, molecular function: guanyl-nucleotide exchange factor activity. The transcript has a single exon.